Messenger RNA from Xylaria bambusicola, 1191 nucleotides. RefSeq names its product NAD binding domain of 6-phosphogluconate dehydrogenase-domain-containing protein. The record is from RefSeq and is a predicted model, not a curated record. The transcript is spliced from 2 exons. Lineage: Eukaryota; Fungi; Ascomycota; Sordariomycetes; Xylariales; Xylariaceae. Bases 163 to 1104 code for a protein of 313 amino acids. Gene Ontology annotation, molecular function: NADP binding; NAD binding; oxidoreductase activity, acting on the CH-OH group of donors, NAD or NADP as acceptor.
AAACCAUUUAUACUUCAGAGUUAUCGUCGUUUCGGUCAUCAAUGCCGUAUCAACAGCCCGCGCGAUGGCCUUUUUGUGAUACUUUACACGAGCUGCUGAAUUCAAUUUUCUAUCAACCACCACGAUCAGUCUUCCUAUUCUUUAGAGAUAGUCACAAUUAAAAUGGCAGUCAUGACUCACUGUUUUGGAUUCAUUGGCCUCGGGAAUAUGGGCUCACGGAUGGCUCACAACUUGUCAGCUUACGCCCGUAAACAGGCAUACGCACCUGUGCAAAUCUGGAAUCGAUCAGCUGCCAAAAGUAAGCAACUCACUGAGACUUGCUACUGUGAGGUCGCAUCCUCUAUCCAAUCUCUGGUCCUGGCCUGUGACAUCAUCCAUAUGUGUCUGGCCAAUGAUGAUGUGGCACAUGCUAUAGUCGAUGAGAUUAUCGCCAUGGGGAAACAAGGGGUUGUUGUCGUCGACCAUUCAACGCUGUUUCCUACGACUUCGAAAGCACUGCAAGAAAAAUCCGCCCGAGCCGGAAUUGUGUUCUGCUCGUGUCCAGUCUUCGGCCCCCCUGUUGCAGCGGAAAAUGCUGCCCUCCUAAUUGCCCUUACUGGUCGAGACGAAGCUCGCGACGCGUUGAAAGAAUACAUAGUGCCGACUAUCGGGAAGGCAUUGAUAGAUUGCGGCGAGGAUGCGUCUAAGGGAGCUCUCCUCAAGAUUCUCGGCAACAACUGCAUCCUCGGCACUAUUGAGUUGCUAUCCGAGAGUUUCACGCUGGCAGAGAAGACGGGCCUCAGCGCCAAUAAUUUUUACGAGUUUAUCCAAGCCUGGUUCCCGGCGCCAGCCUGGGAGAAUUACGGCAAAAGAAUUCGCGAUGGUGCAUUCUCUGGCUCAAGUGGUUUUACAAUUGGCGGUGGGAUGAAGGAUGCUGGCUUUAUACGCCGUCUUGGGGCCGAGACAGCAACUCCAACUCCCAUCAUCGACCAGGCAUGGAACCAUCUGACUACGGCAAAGGCUCUUGGAGGAGAGGGGCUUGAUUGGAGUGCGUGCGCUGCAGGAAUGCGUGCCACCGCUGGACUUCCUCCAUUCAAAGGGGAAGACUUCACUAUCGCACAAUAAAAUAGCAGUGGUACUAGCCAAUCUGAAGCACAUAGAUAAGAACCUAGCUAUGUUCUUGUAGGAUCAUAGAGGGAGAUAGUAAUAGAG